AGGUCUAUGGAGUCAUGGAAAAAAAUUACAGAAGGCUUUAAAAAGAUCCACAUUGUCCCUCCGUCGAGUAACAUCUGGUCAAAAGACCGGGGUUCAUUUACUGCUGCCUUUACGUCCUCCAUUGAGCCUUCCUCCCUUCUCGGUCUGCGGGAACAACUGAAAUAUCGUUUUUUUUUUUCGUGUUCCAUAAACCCCACACGCGAAAAUGCCUAGCAAGAGGAAGAAGAAUAAGCGCCGCAUGAGGAGGGUGCAGGCACAGAGGAGAGUACUGGAGGAGCAGUAUGCCGUGACCAGUAAGGGAACGCCGGGCAUCGCGGCGGUCAAAGCACCCCCUGGAUCGCUGCCCAAAGCGCCCCCCAAAAAAGCAGUCCCCAAGGCUGCCCCCAAGGCGGUGCCUAAAGCAGUUCCAAAGGUUCCUGAAGCUGUCCCCAUCGCUGUCCCUAUAGUCAAGGUCCCUGUUGUGGCACCGGAACCAGUCCAGAUUGCGGCACCGGUCGAGGUUGUGGCACCAGUUGAGGUACCAGAACCAGCCCCAGUUGAAGUACCUGAACCAGCACCAGUUGAAGUGCCAGAACCAGCCCCAGUCGAGGUACCAGAAGUCCCAGUCGAGGUUCCAGAAGCUCCAGUUGAGGUUGUAGCGCCCGAGCCUGAGGUGGUCGAGGCCGAAGUGGUCGAGGCCGAGGUUGUUGCCCCAGCAGAAGCCCCCGUAGAGAGUCUGCCCCCAACAGAAAUAGCUGCUGCAGUGCAAGAGGCCGAAUCUGUCAUUCCAGAAGCAGAACCAGAGGCUACACUCCUACCCGAGGCCCACUUGUCAGCCCCUGCUGAGUUUGAGGUCCAGGUGGAAGACUCCAUAGCCAUCGUCACCGAUGUCCCUGAGACGCAUGUCAUCCUGUCGGAAGUCCCUGCUGAGGCAGAGGCUGUCGUUGAGGCCGAGGCCGCCGUUGAGGCGGAAGCAGAGCCUCUGGUUCAAACUGAGCCCCUGGCUGAGGCAGGAGAGAAGGCAGUCGUCGAGGCAGCAGCGGAGCCCAUCGUGGAAGUUGAGGCAGAGGCCACCGUGGAAGUUGAGGCAGAGCCCAUCGUCGAGACUGAGGUUGUCACCAAGGCAGUCGUAGAGGCAGAAGCCGAGCCCGUCAUUGAGGCCGAGGCCAUCGUAGAAGCUGAGGCGGCCCCCGUCGUUGAGGCCGAGGUCACAGCGGAGGAGACGCUCGUGGAGGCCGCGGUGAUCGAGGCCGUGGCUGUCGAGACCGAGGACGUACCUGCCCUGGCAGAAGCCCCAGCGGAGAUUCCAGUGGUGGCUGCAGUCAUCUCAGAGGUGGAGGCCGAGCCGGUGGAAGCCCCCGUAGCUGAGCCAGCCCCCGUGGAGGUCGUGGAAGUGGCCGUCGCCGACUGUGUGGCCGACGACUUUGUCAUCACAGACUCCGCCCCCGUAGUAAAGGCGGCCAUGGCUGAGCCUGAGCUCGCCGUCGUGGAGGAACAGGUGCCCGCAGUCACAGCUGACGCUCUCGACGCCCUAUCAGAAUCUCUGAAUGACAUCACACCCGCCCCUGAACCCGUUCCUAUCUUGGCCCAUGAGGUCAUUGAGGAGGCAGUGUGUGAGGAGGAACGGUUGACCAAGAUGGGGGAGAGAGACGACAGUUUACCGCCUGUGUUCCAGCCCUCUGACGAGGCCCUACUGGCGAAAGAGGAAGUCGAAGUCCAGCUGGAGGUGGAGGUCCAGAAGGACGCCAUCGACGAGACGACCGCCCUGGAGGCCCUAUCGGGAGACUUCUCUGCCCCCCCUCAGCCAAUCAUCUCUGAGCUCCAGUGUCACACGCUCACCUUAGUGGAUCCUGUUCCAAUUCCCUCUAUGGAGGUGGCCGAGGGCGCUCUGAACGGCCACGUCACAGCAGAGGUGGUCAUCGAGGGCUAGGUUGCUAGGGGUCUUCAGUCAGUACAAAACUGACCCGCGCCUAACAGGAAACAAACAAAAACUUCCUUUUUUCCAAUGUAUUUUUUAUUUUUUUAGGGCUUAAAAGGGACCGCUGGGAAACUGAAUGGACAUCAACACUCAAAAGUGCCUUUCCCACUUGGGUUCUCGCCGAAAUAAAUCACCACAAACAUGUUCCUGGUGCCACGUGGAGGCAGAAGAUAGACAGUAUUGGAUGACAAAUUAUGGCUUAUUUCAUAGAUUUUUCAGUAUCCCAGAGGGAUGAAUUUGCAUCGGAUGUAAAUUGCAUACGUUGUGUAUAAAUACCGUAGAAUUCAUGAAUGUGGCGAUAGUCUGUAUCUUUUGGACCAUGUUUGUAGGGGUGGGAUGGAGGGACAUUUCAUUGUGUUUGAUAUUUGAAUCCAGUUUUUUCUAGUUGUUCUCCCAUCCUAAAGGGACAUGAUGAGAGAUCAGGCUGUGCCCCCCCCCCCCCCCAACCCCCUUUUCCCUAAUGUGGUGCCGUUUUUUUUUAAAGGGAUAGUCCGUAACAGCCAACUCUCCUUUAAGGUUCAGUGUACCCAGUCCCGUUGAGUGUCUGGCCAGGUGGUAGUGUGACACCUCGAUCUCGGCCAAUCACAGGCUCAGCUAGCGCUUAACGUUCGACAGACGCGGGUCAAACGUGCCCCUGUGGAGGAGGGGGGAGCCGAGUAGAAAGUCCUGUUUUAGUUCCUUUUAUUUUUUUUCUUCUCUCUUUUCUAAUUGUUUUGUAUAGACCAUACCAUGUGGUACAAUGCGGUUUAUGCGCUCACGGUCUGUCCGUGCUCGGGUGGGACCUCGCUAGGAGCUGAACGAGCGGAGAUGGAUUGACUUUUGAAUAAAGAUGUCACUGACUGUGACUCAUGAA
Molecule: messenger RNA, 2810 nt
Organism: Hypomesus transpacificus
Lineage: Eukaryota; Metazoa; Chordata; Actinopteri; Osmeriformes; Osmeridae
Product: calphotin-like
Exons: 14
Coding region: 206-1909 (567 amino acids)
Cellular component (GO): cytoplasm
Molecular function (GO): calcium-dependent cysteine-type endopeptidase inhibitor activity
Source: RefSeq, a predicted model, not a curated record